AUCUCUCAUUUAUAAUUAGUUAAAUUUAUACUCAAGAGUCAAGAUUCAUCACCUCCUCUCCUUCUUCGUCGCUCCAAAUCUAUGGUUUCCUAAUUUAGUCCAAUUAAAAGAAAGAAACAUAAUAAUUCUCAAAACGAAAACAGAGAAAAAUCCGUUGUUGGAUUCCUUUUGCUCUCUCCAAGCAUUAACACCUCGAAACUCAUCAUUCUCUCGAUCCAAACAAGGCAAUGACAAUGAGCAACGGAUCCAACGGUUCAACCGAGAACAAACCAUUCAGGAUCUUCGUCGGUUACGAUCCGCGCGAAGACCUCGCGUACCAAGUCUGCCGCCACUCCAUCACCAAGCGAUCUUCAAUCCCCGUAUCAAUCACUCCCAUCGUCCAAUCAGAUCUCAGAAAGGCCGGCCUCUACUGGCGCGAAAGAAACCCCCUCGAGAGCACCGAGUUCUCCUUCACCCGCUUCCUCACCCCUCACCUCUCCAACUACCAAGGCUGGGCCAUGUUCGUCGACUGCGACUUCCUCUACCUCGCCGACAUCAAACAGCUCGUCGAUCUCAUCGACGACAGAUACGCGAUCAUGUGCGUUCAGCACGAUUACACUCCCAAAGAGACGACCAAGAUGGACGGCGCGGUGCAGACCGUGUACCCGAGGAAGAACUGGUCCUCGAUGGUGCUUUACAACUGCGGACACCCGAAGAACAAGGCCCUGGAUCCGGAGACUGUGAAUACUCAGACGGGUGCUUUUCUCCAUAGGUUUCAGUGGCUGGAGGAUGAGGAGAUUGGGUCUGUUCCUUUUGUGUGGAAUUUUCUUGAAGGGCAUAACUGUGUUGUUGAGGGCGAUCCCAGUACGAAGCCUAAGGCUGUGCAUUAUACUAGGGGUGGGCCUUGGUUUGAUGCUUGGAAGGAUUGCGAGUUUGCUGAUCUCUGGCUCGGUGAGAUGGAUGAGUACGUCAAAGAGAAGAACAAGAAAGAGGCUGGAAUCGCGAAUUAGUUUUCGAGCCGCAGUGAUCACUGAUCACUCUGCAUUUUUUAUUUUCUUAUUAAAUCACUCGCAACACUAAUGCCAAUAUUGAGGCCAUAUGGAACAAUAACAUACGUUUGUUUGUUUAAUGAUAUUUUAUUUGUAAUUGAAUGAAGCACCUUAUUUUUAUAA
Brassica rapa (field mustard) is the source of this 1151-nucleotide messenger RNA. Its product is annotated as protein CDI. NCBI's taxonomy places the organism in Eukaryota, Viridiplantae, Streptophyta, Magnoliopsida, Brassicales, Brassicaceae. The record is from RefSeq and is a predicted model, not a curated record.